AGCGUUGGCCAAUUAGCGAGAAGAAAGAUGCUUGGAGGCGGGAACUUGUCCCUCACUGCAACGCGAGCGAGCAGAUCCUGUGACCGGUUUCGUUGCGGCUUUGGUUUUGAAAAUUGUGGGUGCCCUGAAUCGGUGAAUUACGCGUGGACCAUGCCUAUACAAUCCUUCUCCUUUCCUUUGCCUGAGACCAGGUUCUUCCAGGCUGGACAACAUGUCUACAAGUUCAAGAUCAGGGGAGGCAAUAACUGCAGUGAAGUGAAGGUGAUGGGAGAAGAGUUUGUCAAUCGGGAGUUGGAGAAUACCAUCAGAGCGGUACUAGCCAACCUGGACUGUCUCCAGCCGUUCACUACCCCACACUUCACUGUCUACCCUUACAAGAGUAAGUGGAAGAGAGUGUCCAAGUUUAAAUUUGAGAAGAUGUCAGGAGAGAAGCUGUCUGCUUACCCUUACCUAGUCACUGUGUACCUAGAGAACAACACACACACUGAGAUGUGUGUGGAAGAGUGCUGGACACCAGUGAGAGCAGGAGAAGGCAUCCCCCUCCUUCCUGCCGGUGGUCAUGAGUGCCAGGCCAAGUGCAGUAAGACAGGACCACCACACUGGGGCACCCUAACACCACAACAAAGAGACUGUCUCAUCAUGCAGGGACCACAGUCACACAUAUAUCAGUGGUGUGUUUGUGUGUUAAACGUACUGGAAGAAGGGAACAGCAGAGAGAGGAGUGAAAGCGGACACAACACCGCUCCUGGCUACAUUCUCCUUCCCUCGUUCUGUCUUUCUGUUUUUAACCUCUCCCUUCUCUCUCCCAGUGAACUUCUCAGACCAGGGGACACGGAGGCAAAGAAUGGUGAUGGCAAGGCAGACUGUGUGGUAUCAGAUAGCCAGACCCCACAGAGUACAGUCGGGGCUCUGUGACCUGUGGCAGUGAGACCAUGGAGGUCAACGGGGGUAACAGAGAGGAAGAGGUGCAUCCUGGAGCGGUAGAGGAGGGCGAGCCGGAGGACCCUGACCUGGACCCCAAGUCUCUUGUGAGGCCAGGUUUGCUGGCCCGCCUUGUCAGUCAGGUGUUUCCAUUCUCCAUGUUCUUCAGAGAAAGCUAAGAUGCUCAGGAACAACGGCUUCUGUAACCUUCUCUGUUGUGAUCUGAAUGUUAAAGUUCUGUUUUAGUUUCAGGCCCAAAUGGUUACCUAUUCCGUAUAUAGUGCCCUACUUAUAAUGAUUGAUGUUAGUUCAUAGUGGAAGGCCCAAAUGGUUACCUAUUCCGUAUAUAGUGCCCUACUUAUAAUGAUUGAUGUUAGUUCAUAGUGGAAGGUUUUGGAGUUUGGUUUUGAUACAUUUUGUAAUAAAUGUUCUGAUUCUAACUAGUUGGUAUGUGUUAUACUUAAACUGU
Oncorhynchus tshawytscha (Chinook salmon) is the source of this 1390-nucleotide messenger RNA. RefSeq names its product membrane-anchored junction protein. Bases 28 to 915 code for a protein of 295 amino acids. Gene Ontology annotation, cellular component: nuclear inner membrane. The transcript has 11 exons. The record is from RefSeq and is a predicted model, not a curated record. Gene Ontology annotation, biological process: homologous chromosome pairing at meiosis; meiotic attachment of telomere to nuclear envelope. Gene Ontology annotation, molecular function: DNA binding. NCBI's taxonomy places the organism in Eukaryota, Metazoa, Chordata, Actinopteri, Salmoniformes, Salmonidae.